Scheffersomyces coipomensis is the source of this 3770-nucleotide messenger RNA. RefSeq names its product putative aminophospholipid-translocating P4-type ATPase. The record is from RefSeq and is a predicted model, not a curated record. Bases 85 to 3666 code for a protein of 1193 amino acids. Gene Ontology annotation, cellular component: plasma membrane; endosome; trans-Golgi network. NCBI's taxonomy places the organism in Eukaryota, Fungi, Ascomycota, Pichiomycetes, Serinales, Debaryomycetaceae. The transcript has a single exon. Gene Ontology annotation, molecular function: ATP binding; ATP hydrolysis activity; ATPase-coupled intramembrane lipid carrier activity. Gene Ontology annotation, biological process: endocytosis; retrograde vesicle-mediated transport, Golgi to endoplasmic reticulum; phospholipid translocation.
AAUAGAAGUCAUAGCCUUUUUGAAUCGAAUAACCAAAGUGAACUUGAAACAUCAUAACUCGAUCAAUCAGAGAUUGAACUCAUUAUGCCUCCUUCGUCAUCGAGAAGGUACUCGCUUUCAAAUGAUGACGAUUCAUUUGAAGAUCUAGAAAAUUCAUUGGACAAAGCCUUACAUAGUGCUUCCAAUAAUCUUUUCAAUUAUACCAAUUCAGUGAAUAAUUCGCGUCAUAACUCUCAAGGAUCAGUGGGAGCCAUACCUUUAUCUACCAUUCAACUGUUUCCUAACAAUAGUGGUAGUGUCAUAACGACCAAUAAUGAUGAUGAUCAUAAUGAUAGUUCUCCCUUGAUAGCUAAUUCUAUCUAUUCUACCACUAAUCGAUCAUUCUCUUCGUCAACUUCAUCAAUUAUGGGGAAUACUGGAUCAACUUCAAGAAGAUUUAUUACAAAGAUAGUUAACUUCUUUUUGAAUGCUAAGAGAGAAUUAAAUGAAGAAAGAUUAAGACUAACGAAUGAAACUGAAUCGUAUCGUUCAACUGGCAACAACAAUAACGGCAGCACUAAUAAUAAUGGCAAUAAUGACAGCUCAAAUAACAUUGAAAAUGAUAGAUUCCUUUCACCUCGAAAUUCAAACACAACUUCUAAUUACAAAUUCCCAUCUAAUUCCAUUUCAAAUGCAAAAUAUAAUCCUAUAACAUUCAUACCGAUAAUCUUAUAUGAACAAUUCAAAUUCUUCUUUAAUUUAUAUUUCUUAUUGACAGCUUUAUCACAAAUAAUACCUCAGUUAAGAAUCGGAUACUUAUCAUCAUAUAUUGUACCUUUAGGGUUCGUUCUUACCGUCACCAUGAUGAAAGAAGCUGGUGAUGAUAUAGCGAGACGUCGUCGUGAUAAAGAACAAAAUAAUGAACAUUAUGAAGUAUUGAAUCGUUCAAGUACAUCUUUAUCUCAUGAAGGUAAACUUGUCGCAUCCAAGAAUUUGAAAGUAGGUGAUUUGGUACGAUUACAUAAAGGUACUAGAAUCCCUGCUGAUAUGGUUUUAUUACAAUCAUCAGAUAAAGAUGGUACAGGAGAAGCAUUUAUAAAAACUGAUCAAUUAGAUGGUGAAACAGAUUGGAAAUUAAGAGUGGCUCAUAAUGCUACCCAAUCAAUCAAAGAUAUUAAUGUUUUAAUUAAUAAUGUAUCAUUAAUCGUCAAUAAACCAACUAAAUCAAUUCAUCAUUUCCAAGGGAAAUUAAUCUAUCACCCACAUCAAUCAGCUGGUUCUACCACUCCUACUAAUACAAAUAAUGAAACCUUUGCAUUAACGAUCGAUCAAACUUUAUGGGCUAAUACUGUAUUGGCUUCAGGAACAGCAAUUGGGAUUGUUAUAUAUACCGGUAUAGAAACUAGACAACUGAUGAAUACCACUAAAACAGGGGUAAAGACUGGAUUAUUAGAAUUAGAAAUCAAUAGUCUUUCCAAAAUUUUAUGUGUGACUGUAUUUAUAUUAUCAGUGGUUUUAGUCUUAGCUCAUGGAUUUCCUUUAAGUCCAGUAUGGUAUCUUGAUAUAAUGAGAUUUUUAAUUUUAUUUUCAUCGAUUAUUCCUGUUUCCUUAAGAGUUAAUUUGGAUUUAGCUAAAUCUGUUUAUGCAUCCCAGAUUCAAAAAGAUCUUGAAAUUGCAGGUACAAUCGUGAGAACUUCUACUAUUCCUGAAGAUUUAGGAAGAAUUGAAUAUCUUUUAUCUGAUAAAACUGGUACUUUAACUCAAAACGAUAUGGAAUUGAAAAAAUUACAUUUAGGUGCUGUAAGUUAUGCUGGAGAAUCAUUAGAUAUUGUUACAGAUUACGUUAAGAAUAUUUUAUCAUUAUUAGAUUCAAAACCAGGAGGAAGUUUAAUUAAAAAGAAAGAUUUAAGUUCUCGAGUAUGUGAUUUAGUCUUGACUUUAGCUAUUUGUCAUAAUGUUACACCAACAUAUGAGGAUGAAACUGAUGAAGUUAAUGGGAUUGUAUCUUAUCAAGCUGCAUCUCCUGAUGAAAUAGCUAUUGUUAAAUUCACAGAAUCUGUCGGAUUAAAACUAUUCAAACGUGAUAGACAUUCAAUCUCCCUUUUACAUGUGGCUACGAAUCAAACUUUAAAUUAUGAAAUCCUUUAUAAUUUCCCAUUUUCAUCCGAUACAAAAAGAAUGGGGAUUGUUAUUCGAGACUUACAACGUGAUGAGAUUUGGUUUAUGCAAAAGGGAGCCGAUACAGUCAUGGCUAAUAUCGUUAAUAAUAAUGAUUGGUUAGAUGAAGAAACUGGAAAUAUGGCUCGUGAAGGGUUAAGAACUUUAGUUAUUGGUCGUAAACGAUUAACCAAGAAUUCAUAUCAAGAUUUCGUUGAGGAAUAUACUAAGGCUUCGAUAUCGAUGAGAGAUCGUGAUCUUAUAAUGCAACGUGUUAUCGGACAAUAUCUUGAACAAGAUUUAGAAUUAUUGGGUUUAACUGGGGUGGAAGAUAAAUUACAAAGAGAUGUGAAAACUUCAAUUGAAUUAUUAAGAAAUGCCGGUAUUAAAAUAUGGAUGCUUACUGGAGAUAAAGUUGAAACUGCCAAAUGUGUAUCUAUCAGUGCCAGAUUAAUUAGUCGUGGUCAAUAUGUUCAUCAAGUUACUAAAGUUCAUAAUCCCGAAUUCGCCAUGCAUCAAUUAGACUAUCUUAAAACAAAUCAUAAUGCUUGUUUAUUAAUUGAUGGUGAAAGUUUAGCCACCUAUAUGAAAUAUUAUAAUCGAGAAUUCUUUGAGAUUGUGAUUAAAUUACCAGCUGUCAUUGCUUGUAGAUGUACCCCUCAACAAAAGGCUGAUGUUGCCCUUAGUAUAAGAGAAAUCACUGGUAAAAGAGUAUGUUGUAUUGGAGAUGGUGGUAAUGAUGUUAGUAUGAUUCAAUGUGCUGAUGUUGGAGUUGGUAUUGUUGGAAAGGAAGGUAAACAAGCGUCAUUAGCGGCAGAUUUUAGUAUUGAUCAAUUUUGUUAUUUACUGAAAUUAUUAUUAUGGCAUGGCCGUAAUUCAUAUAAGAGAUCAGCUAAAUUAGGACAAUUCAUCAUACAUAGAGGAUUAUUAUUAAGUGUUGCUCAAGCUGUUUAUUCUAUAUCAUCUAAAUUUGAACCAUUGGCAUUAUAUCAAGGUUGGUUAAUGGUAGGAUAUUCGACUGUCUAUACUAUGGCCCCGGUAUUUUCAUUAACUUUAGAUUGCGAUAUUGAUGAACAUUUAACUAAAUUAUAUCCUGAAUUAUAUAAGGAAUUAACCUUGGGGAAAUCAUUAUCAUUUAAGACAUUUUUUAUGUGGGUUUUCAUCUCAUUAUUUCAAGGAUGUGUGGUUCAAUUAUUAUCGCAACGGUUUCAAACAUUAAAGGAAGAUCAAUUUUUAGCUAUGGUUGCUAUAUCAUUCAGUUGUUUAAUUUAUAAUGAAUUAAUUAUGGUUUCAAUAUCAAUUAAUCGAUGGAAUAAAAUCAUGAUGGCCACGAUUAUCAUCACCUUUUUAUUAUUUGUGGGUCUGAUACCAUUUUUACCUGAUUAUUUUGAUUUACAAUAUAUGAGUUCAGUAAGUUAUUUCUGGCAAACGUUGGUUAUAUUGACGGUUAGUUUAUUACCAGUUUGGUUAGCUCAAUUUGUUAAUAGGAAAUUAAGACCACCAAGUUAUGCUAAAGUUCAACAAGAUUGAAGAAAUGAGAUCUAACUAAUAAGAAUUCAUCUCCCUUAUGCAUAUAUAUAGAAGAGUAUUUAAUUUAUUUAAUAAUAAUAAAAUAUGUUUAUUUAUGAGAAAGG